Perognathus longimembris pacificus (Pacific pocket mouse) is the source of this 450-nucleotide messenger RNA. RefSeq names its product putative PRAME family member 26. NCBI's taxonomy places the organism in Eukaryota, Metazoa, Chordata, Mammalia, Rodentia, Heteromyidae. Bases 151 to 450 code for a protein of 99 amino acids. The transcript has 3 exons. Gene Ontology annotation, cellular component: cytoplasm. The record is from RefSeq and is a predicted model, not a curated record.
UUUAGAGUUCAUGUUUAUAUUUGACCUUUACCUUCAUUCUGAGACCCUUCCCUUUACCUUCCAUUAAUCAUCUGUUUUAUCCACAGGCAGGGGAAACUGCAAGUACUGGAUCUAUGUCAGAAAACUAUAUGGUCUGGUAGCAGGGAUGGCAUGUGCUCACUGUCCCAGGCCAUCCUGCCAUUGAUGAAGACACAGAUGUCCCAGUGUAGUUCUUGGGAGGAGGAGGAGCAGUUUGUGGAGACGUUCAGCUCUCAGUUGCUCAGUCUACAUCACCUCCAGGAGCUUCAUUUGGAAUCCAUCAGCUCUCUUGAAGGCUCCUUGUGCAGUUUGCUCAGGUGCCUGAGGAGCCCCUUGAAGAUCCUCUCUCUCACCAAUUGUCUGCUUCUAGAAUCAGACUUGAUGAAUUUGUCUAAGUGCCCCAAUACAAGACAGCUAGGGGACUGUGUCUAA